UUUACGCUUGUAAUCAAUUUCCGAAUAGUUCAGAUACUAGACCUUGAUUAAUCAACACAACUUAAAUACGUUGCCAAAUUCGAUCCUGCAUGCUUUCGAUAUCAAUCCACGUGAAGUAAUGGACGUGUGUAACGAAGAAUUGUAAUAGUUUUCUAUAGAUAAAUAAAUAUUUCUUUUUUAUUGUUGUUGGUGGGUUGCGGUACAAAAUGAAAUUGAAGGAGGUUGAAUCCAUUGGAAUGGAGGAGAAAGAACAAAUGAAGAAGGAGGCGGGAGACAGUGAUGCGUUGGAAAACGUGUUGUAUCACGUCGGUGGUAUGGGGCUGUACCAGAGGAUGCUGUUCCUCUCCAUGUUGCCAGUCGGUAUCUUCUUCGCCUUCAUUUACUUCGGACAGAUGUUUAUCACGGCUACACCGCAGCAGCACUGGUGCCAUGUGCCGGAGUUGGCGCACUUGGAUUUGGAGACCAGACGCAACCUAUCGGUGCCUCGGGUGGAGGAUGGGUGGGCACAGUGCGCGGUGUAUGCAGCCAACUGGAGCCACGUGCUGCACGACAUGCAGCCGCCGGAGCCCGGAACACCCACGGUGCCCUGCAAGAACGGCUGGGACUUUCAGCUGGGAGACAUUCCCUAUCACACUGUCGUCAGCGAGCGUGGCUGGGUGUGCGAGUACUCCGGCUACGCACCUCUAGCACAGACCAUAUACUUCGUGGGUUCUCUAGUGGGAGGUAUAUUCUUUGGCUGGAUGGCUGACCGUUUCGGCAGAGUGCCUGCUUUAGUUGGGACGCAUUUAGUAGCGUGCGUGGGCGGAUUGGGAACUAUCUAUACUACGGGCGUCUGGGACUUUAUCUUCUGCAGAUUUCUAGUUGGCAUGGCGUUCGAUAAUAACUUCAUGAUGUUAUACAUACUUGUGCUGGAGUACGUGGGCCCUCGUCACAGAACGUGGGUGGCGAGCAUGGCAACUGCCCUGUUCUUCGGCGGUGGCUGUCUCUUGUUGCCCUGGAUCGCAUACUUCAUAUCAGACUGGCGCAAGUUCUUAUGGGUUACCUCCUUGCCCAUGGCUCUCUGCGUGUUUGUGCCUUUCAUAAUUCCUGAGAGUGCAAGGUGGCUAGCGUCGCGCGGAAAAGUCAACCAAGCUGUUAAGAUCCUGAAAAGAAUUGAGAAAAUCAACGGAACAAAGAUCCCUCCAGACGUUAUGGAUGAAUUUAUUGUAUCCUCAAGUCAGACAAGACAGUCGCGGGAAUCUUUGAUUGAUCUAUUCCGAAGCGGUCCGCUGCGUAACAUGAUCAUCUUUAUGGUGGUAAUCUACAUGGCGUGUGCGAUGAUGUUCGAUGGCCUCGUGCGUAUGUCCGAAGGUCUGGGGCUCGAUUUCUUUAUCACCUUCACUCUCACAUCGGCCACUGAAAUACCGUCGGUGACUAUCGUCGCUAUAGUCCUAGACAGAUGGGGACGAAGGAAACUAACAAUCGUUCCCAUUGUCACUGCUGGCACAUUCACAUUAAUUGCUGCCUUUUUAUCCAAAGGUGUGCCGCAGGUGGCGCUGGCGAUCGCAUCUCGCUUCAUGAUCAACAUGUCGUACACGGCGAUCGUGCAGUGGAGCGCCGAACUGGUGCCUACGGGGGCGCGCGCCUCGGGCUCCGCCCUCAUACACGUCAGCGGGUACAUCGCCACAAUGAUGUCGCCCUUCAUUGUUUAUUCGGAACGAUUUUGGAGUUCACUCCCGUUGCUGAUCCUGGGCGGCACGGCGCUGUUAGCGAGCAGCUUCGCUUUCCUGCUGCCAGAGACCAUGGGCAGGCCGAUGCCUCAGACUAUCGACGAGGGCGAGAAGUUCGUCAGAUCGCACACUGUAUGCGGAAAAGCUGAGGAUGAAGAUGAAUUAAAAUAUGAAAAACAGAAGGCUUUGAUCACAUAGAAAUUUGUAAUAGCUAUCAAUGUGCUACGUACGUAGAUCAAGGCCGCAGAACUUCCAAGCAACAUUUAAACUGUUGAAAAAUGUUAUCGCUCGAAGCGACGUUUUCUGUUGCAAACUCGAUCAAUUUAGACUUUAAGAAAUUUACUUGUACUUAAAAUAACAUAACCAAGUAUUAAUAUGUGUUGUGGAAACACAAUUUUUCCAAAACGGCUUGUGAUAAAAAUAAAAUGCAUGUAAGCUUUAAUAGCAAUUAAAGCAAUCUAUGCUUGAAAUUAUGAAGGAUAACAAUAGUGUGUCUGUCUAAUCUAUUUAAAGAAAUAUUAAAAUAUUCGUCCGCAAGAGAUAUAUCAGAAUAGCAAUUAGAACACAUUAUUUUAGCUAUUAUAUUAAGAAAUACAAAUUUAUUCAAUUUUUUGAUUAAGCCUAACAUUAUAGUAAUAAUAUAUAUAACAAUGUUCAAAAUUAUGCUCUGUA
Messenger RNA from Papilio xuthus (Asian swallowtail), 2381 nucleotides. RefSeq names its product solute carrier family 22 member 3-like. Gene Ontology annotation, biological process: transmembrane transport. The record is from RefSeq and is a predicted model, not a curated record. The transcript is spliced from 12 exons. Gene Ontology annotation, cellular component: membrane. Gene Ontology annotation, molecular function: transmembrane transporter activity. Bases 207 to 1907 code for a protein of 566 amino acids. NCBI's taxonomy places the organism in Eukaryota, Metazoa, Arthropoda, Insecta, Lepidoptera, Papilionidae.